CCUUUCUCUUUUCCUCUCUGGGGCCUGGGCCCAGGGAGCUUCCUCCUCGCCCAACACACACAGGCAUCAAAUUCCUCUAACGGCCUCUGGGGUGUCGGAUGCAAUUUAAACCCCUUCCUCGAGGACGCCCCACCUUUCCCGCCCGCGCCCACCUGCCUGCCCACGGCAGAGCCCUCCGCUGUCAAGGAAAGCCGGUUGGCCCUUUCUGGGAGGCAAAGACUGCUGCUCCCCACUCCAGCGUCACCGGCUCAUUCCCUGUCCCAGGUCUCAGCCAAAAGGGAUCUUUCUCCCCCAACCGCCCAAGAGAACCUUCUCCAGAAGACUCACCACCACCUUGCAGCUGAAAGGAGCCGGGCAUCCCAGACCCGAAGCAGAUGACUUGGUGUUAUAAUACAAAAUCAAAAAAAAAAAAAGAAGUUGAAUUGUAUUGAGAUUUCUGAUCUGUAAAUCUCAAGUCUCCACCCAAGCCUAUGUUCCUUGGACUUCAGCUUGCUUAGAUUGUGUGGAAAAUCCCCCUGGAAGGAUGGGGGAGACCUGCUCGCGGCUCCGAUCCCAGGAGGAUGAGUCCAUGCCCAUCGCGCCCACCAGCCCAGUCACAGCCGGCAAGGCUGCUUGCUACUCCAGCACCAGCAGCAAGUCGUUUUUUUCCUGCGUGCCCUGCAGAGGAGCUGCUGCUGUCCGCUUUGUGACUUGUCCUACUUGCCAAGGCAAUGGCGAGAUCCCUCGAGAGCUGGAGAAGCAGCUGGUGGCACUCAUCCCUUAUGGAGAUCAAAGGCUGAAGCCCAGACGCACGAAGCUCUCUGUGUUCCUGGCAGUACUCACAUGCCUGGUGACCUUCUCCUUCAUCAUCUUUUUCCUGUUUCCUCGCUCCAUCACUGUGCAGCCUGCAGGUCUCAACUCCUCCAUCGUGGUCUUUGACAAGGCUGAUAUUCACCUCAACAUGACGAAUAUCUUGACCAUCUACAACAACAACUUCUACCCCAUUACUGUGACCCAGAUGACCAUUGAGGUUCUGCACCUGACCCUUGUAGUGGGGCAGGUUUCUGAAAGCCUCCUACUGCACAUCGGCCCUUUGUCCAGCAAACAGAUGUUUUAUGAAGUGCCCAGCAGGAUAUGGGAUGAAAACACCUACAAAAUCUGUACCUGGCUGAAAAUCAAAGUCCACCAUGUGCUUUUACACAUCCAAGGCACCCUGACCUGCUCCUACCUGAGCCACUCAGAGCAGGUACCCUUUGAGAACUACGAAUAUCUGGACUGCCGGGGAAACACAUCAGUGACCCAUCUGGAGACUCCUCACCCAUCCUGACCCGUCAGAUGCCUCUGUGCUCCAGGCACCAGCAAGCCUAGCCUGUACCCCUCAACUCCGUGGAGCUCAAGGAAGGACUUUCACAUAGGAAAAGCCCUGCUUUAUUAUGCCCUACAGCACAGGGAGCCUAUGUAACGUUAAUGUCCUAAGCAUUCAAUCCUUAGAUUUCCAUGGGUUCUUUCUGGAGCCAGCAUCAGAUCUUGCUCUUGGUCUGUCUUGAGAAAAGUCUCACCUGACCCCCACCCCAGCUCCAUCACGGUUGGUCUUCCGUCUGAAUGAGAAGCUAUAAUUUUAUCUGGCUUUUACAACAUGGAUCCCUUCAUGUUGUCUACGCAGUGAUAAGAGAGCAACUUUCGGGACAUCCAGUGAAGUCUCUAAGGUCUUUGGGGCUUCAUAGAUGUUCUCUCCUAUGCUUUCUGCUUUGAUCAUGUGAUUAAAGUAACAGUGAUGGCCUGCU
This is a messenger RNA of Jaculus jaculus (lesser Egyptian jerboa), 1763 nucleotides long. It is a transcript of the gene Tmem106a, whose product is annotated as transmembrane protein 106A. Bases 524 to 1306 code for a protein of 260 amino acids. The transcript is spliced from 9 exons. The record is from RefSeq and is a predicted model, not a curated record. NCBI's taxonomy places the organism in Eukaryota, Metazoa, Chordata, Mammalia, Rodentia, Dipodidae.